GCUGGGAUGUAAAGAUCUUAAUCCCCCCAAACUAUCGUUGAGUUUUGAGGUUUAUUCCUUUAAAAAUAUUUUCAAAGAAAAAAACAUUCGAAAAGCAACUCGUUGAUCGUCACGUUGAGCGAGAUCAACUUCGGUCAGCGGAUUCUUGCAAAUCCAAUUUUUGUCUGCAGUCCGCCAUGUUUUUUUCUUGAGUUAAAAAAGAUGAGUUUCGUCUCUGACGAGCUUGCGAACGUUUUAAAGUCGGUGUACAAGACGGAGGGGAGUGGUGGAAAGGAGGAAGAUCGUGAUUCUUCUAAAAGAACUGACAAAAGCAAUGGAGAUGUUUCGAAAGAGAAGCGCUCGAGAAAACACAAGCACAAGAAACACUCGAAAUCCAAGGACAAGAAGAAACACAAAAAACGGAAACACAAAUCUAGAUCCAGAACACGUUCGCAAUCUCGUUCUAGAUCGCGUUCACGCUCUAUUGAAAAAGGAGAGUCUUUGAAGCAAUCUAAAAAUCGUUCUCGUUCACCGAGUUCACGCUCCAAAUCACCAAUGACUCCGGAUGAAAUUCAACAUGAUUUUGUUCUGGAGAAAGAAAAACCUCCUGACACUGUCGACGGUAACUGUGUGAAAACAGAUACAACGGAAAAUGACUUAAAUGGGACCGAUGGAACUGUUUGUCUAUCAAAGGCUGCUUCUGAAGAAGGACCUAGUCAUCAGGUUGUUUGUGAAUCAAAAACUUCGGAUGACAAAGGUGAGGAACGUGAAAGCACUGUUGAAAAUGUAAGUGCAGAGAAAGGUGCAGAGAAAGAUAUAUGUUGUUUUAAUACAAAUUUAACCUCUGAAAAAGGGGAAAAAGAAGAAAAAGAUAGAUCCCGCAGCAGAAGUCAUUCAGUGGCUAAAGUUACUGAUUCAAAGAACAAAAAGAGUCCUUCACACUCAAGAAGUAGAUCAAAGUCACCUGAUGCUAAGUCAUGUAGCCGCAAUAAAAACAGACAUUCAAGGUCUCACUCUAGAGACAGAAAAACUAAAAGAAAGUCAAGGUCACUAUCAAGUUCUAAAGAGGCAUCACGUGAAAAGAAAUCUAGAUCAAGAUCGUCCUCCAGAAACAAGUCAUCUAAGUCAUCUAAGAAAAGGUCAAAGUCGCGUUCCAAGGAAAGACGCAGCAAAAGAAGUUUGUCAAAGUCACGAUCACAUUCUCUAUCUCAUUCAUAUAGUAGUAGAUCCAGGUCUAGAUCACCUAGGCGGUCCAGGUCUAGGUCACCUAGACACCGAAAAUUACGCUCUAGAUCACGUAGGAAAUCACCUGCAUUUAGGAAUUUUCGAAGGUUUUCCCCUCCUCGUUGGAAAAGAGGUGUGGGCUCUUUCAGAAGACAUUGGUCAAGAUCACGCUCCAGGUCUCGCAGAUCGCGUUCAAGAAGAAGGAGCUCUUCAAAGAGGAGGCAGUCACGUUCAAGAUCUAGAGGAAGAAGGUCACAUUCGAGGUCAAGAUCACGAUUACAAAGUAGGAGAUCUCAGUCGCGAAGUAGGAGAUCACAUUCCUCAUCCAGAGAUAGAAAACGAAAGAGUUCUAGGUCAAAAUCCCGCACACACUCAAGAGACAGAGGAAGAAGCAGGAGCAAGAGCAGAUCUGGUUCAAAGUCAAAAGACAAAGCACAGUCCAGCAACACUUUACCAACUGCCAGUGUAGCAGUGACCAACAAAGUGUCCAGUUUCAUUGACAAACCUGUGGCAAGUGAUCUCUCCACACAGCAAGUUAAGGUUGCUCAGAGAGCUGGAGGGAAGACUAUUGCUGAACUAACUGCUUUUUGUAAAAAGUUGCAGGAGGAGAAGGAAGGUGUUGACAGUGACGGGGUUGGUGCAGCUGCUAAAACAGAGGAGGAUGACUCCCAGCCAGUAGCACAUCACCCGUUUUUGGUUAAAGAAAAGCCUGACAUCACUAUACCACCAGUUAUCUUCCCAGUCAACAAACCUCUUGUCCCAACUGUAGACCCAAGUAAACCACUACAGGAGCAGUUUCCAGUGUCUUGUGGCAGUAAGCACAGAGAAAAAGAGGAUGUAACCGAUGGAGCAGUAGUUGCUGAUGUGGAUGGCUCUGCAAUUCAGACACAGCCCAAAGAAGAAGUAUUUGCUCCACCGCCUGCUGAGAAGUUUGACAUCAGUGAGCUUGUGGCAAAGCGGAUGGAUUCCCAGCGUCGGCUUCAGGGUGAUCCCAAUGAUAUUGAAGCCUUGUUGACGCUACAAGAAAUUCAGAUGAAAAUGCAAAAUUGGUGUCAAUCAAAUGUCAAGCCAGGACAGUUUACUGGAGAGCUUGUUAAGAAUCUUCUGCCAAAGGAAAAUUUGCAAGGAGGCUUCCAAGCAUGGGCCAAAAAGGACAUGUUUCAUAACCUUACCCCAGUUAGUGGAGGUAUUGGGAUGAAGCUUCUUCAAAAGAUGGGUUGGAAGCCUGGUCAAGUGAUUGGUAAGAGGGGUGAAGGAUAUGCUGAACCCAUUGCUCUUACUGUCAAAAUCGACAGGAAAGGUCUCAGUACUGGCAAGGAGAAGGCCACAAAGAAAGGUGCUCCUGCAAUGUUGGACCUACAAGGAAAGCACCCCGUGUCUGCUCUGGCGGAAUAUUGCAGCAAGAGGAAAUGGCAACUGCCAGACUAUUCAUUGGUGUUUGACCAUGGCCCUGCGCACCACAAGCAGUUUCUGUUUAAAGUGUUAGUUAACAGUGUUGAGUACCAACCUGCUGUUGUAUGUGGCAAUAAGAAACAGGCCAAGGCACAAGCAGCCAUCUAUGCUCUGAAGGGACUUGGCCUUAUCCCUGAAGAUGCUGAUAUAUCUGCUGUAUGACAUGCACUACUUCAUGUAAUCAAUUUUCUUAGUUUAUAGUUUGAGUAAUACAAUUACUCAGUGUUGGAUGUGUGAUAAAAAACGCACAAAAGUGUUAACAAUAAUGAGGUGUUUGUUACUCAUUAUUGGUAUACAAGGCAUACAAUGUUAUUGUCUUUUGAGAUUACAUGAAGUUAAGUUCAUAACCUUUCUACUUUCAUUGAACAAUCAUAACAGAUUUCAGGAUAAUAUUCAGCUUUGCGAGUAACCACUUCUUCACAAAAUAAUACAAGGGACACCUGGUUAAAGAAUAAAUUUACUGAUUGUUAUCAGACAAGUUUUUUUCAUCUCAUAACUAAGUUAUAAACAGGUUUUAGAUUGGAAUGUUUGUUUUUACGUGAUUAUUCAACAAAAUUACAGUUUUGUCAGUAUUGCAAGUUUUAUUAGAUAUCAUUUAAUUUUCAUGUGGACAGUUUUUCAACUUGUAAGAUAUUAAACUUUCUGUUGCUCACUGUAUGGUCUACAAGGGAAAGUAUGGACUGCUCAUAGUAAUGUGUAAAUUGAAGAACAGUCAUCAAAAGUAAGGAAACCUUUAAGAAAUCUCAUAUUUUCACCCAGUUACAGACUGAAGUAAAUUUGUACUGUUAACACCCUGUGAAAUAAUAUUUCUAAGCACAUGGUUAUGGUGGUGUUUGUAUGUGAAUGUUACUUUCAAUAUAAAUUAAAAUGUUAUGAAAAAUGUUUGUGGCUGUUCAUUACGAGUAUAUAUUACACUAUAAUUUACCGUCAUAUGACCUUUACUCUGGGUCUUGUGGGUUCUGAAAAAGUCCUUGUUCACCAUCAUUAUCAUAUAUUUACCAGCCCAAAAGUUUGGGCACAAUAUUAUUAUGAUUUUGUUCACUCUGCAAGUUGUCCAAAUUUAAUUAAAUUUUAAUUUGGAUAGUGUCCCAAUUUACAAGUAAUUUGGAGUGUCAUACACAACCUUAGCCAGGCUCUGGCUGGAGGGGUCUGACCCCAGCUGGAAGGACAGUGGCUUUCCUCCCUUUUUUUUCUUUUUUUCACCCCAUCCUUGACUAGAGAGCCUAUUCACAAGCUAACACAACAUAGAUAACUAAGAGGACAACGUCUGGAAAUAAUUGGAUUCAAAAAAUUCCUCUGACAGCCAAUUAAUUGGAUUUGGCCUAGAGCCUUUCCAAUUUUGGCUGUCCAAUCCUAAUGGAUGGCAUGUAGUCCUGUCACAUAUACUUGAUUGUCUCCUUUCAGUCAGCCAGUGUUUUAUCUCUAAAGAUACCUUAGGAGUGUCCAAACAAUUUUCUGGUAGCGAUUUACGUGAUAGUCAUAGUCAGAAAUACAUGUAGGAUGUCUUGGGCAAGAAAACUAAGGAAGAUCUUACUUCAAGCACCUUGACCUUUCCUUGAAGACCUUCUAAUUCCAGUUCCAAUUCUAUGUCGCAUGCAUUCUCAAGUUUAUCUUGCAUGUGGCUUGGAUGAAAUAGUAAGAGUAGUUGCUCCCUGUGAUUGUUAAGUUACAUAAGCUGCGAAGUGUCACAUGCACUAAGGACAUGGCUGUGCUUUGCAUUUCUCUAUGCUCUGUUCGUGAGUACAUUCCUGCAUUCAGAUUCUUAUCAGUUAAAAAGAGGCCCUUCUUAAUGCAAGGCACUUUUUCCACCUCAAACUAUAGUAACAAAGGUUGGGUUUUACAGCCCUCUGACUGACCUGCCUAUUACACAUUACUUCCACCUAGAGGUAACUUUAUCAUUCCAAACUGUUUUAAGUUUAAAAGUUCUUGACUUUGUGCAUUUUAAUAAAAUAAUGAUUCAGAAGUGAUAACCACUUAAAAAUAACAAAUAAAAAGCACCAAAAAUAAUACAACAGAUUAAAACAUACGCUAAAAUUACUAAACUAUUUCUAAAAUUACAAAAAAAAAAAAAAAA
Orbicella faveolata is the source of this 4729-nucleotide messenger RNA. RefSeq lists its product as uncharacterized. Gene Ontology annotation, biological process: regulation of mRNA splicing, via spliceosome; regulation of cell cycle. The record is from RefSeq and is a predicted model, not a curated record. Lineage: Eukaryota; Metazoa; Cnidaria; Anthozoa; Scleractinia; Merulinidae. Gene Ontology annotation, molecular function: RNA binding.